AAUAUGUGUGUUUCAUUUGUGUUCACAUUGGUGUCUUGGUUUCUGAUAGUUUCGCAUUUUCUGGUUCAUUUUAUUAUAUAAAAUCAUUGAAUCGAAACAGUUUUAGUUUGCAAUAUCGUAACCAUAGUAUGAGCAUCCACAGAAAAACUUGAUCAAUUGCCGCAUCAAUAUAAUACUAUAACCAUUGACUACGAUUGCGUAUUGAUUCUCUUCUGGCCCAAACAUCAAAGUUUAAUUCAAAUAAUUUUUUCCGUUUUCACAAUCACAAUUCAUUCGCGACCGCUAUUCGCUCUCUCUCUCUCUCUCUCUCUCUACACACACACACACACACACACGGAAACUAUUCAUUCUUGAUUUCUUGGAUCUUUCCCAUUACUAUGGUUUUCGUAUAAAUACUAUCGAGUCAUAGACACACGAAUGAAUGAAUGAAUGAAUAAAUGAAUGAAUGAACAAGUUGAAAUUUUUUCAAUAAAUUAACGUAAAAUAAGAUAAACAGAAUCAAUGAUCAAUGAUUUUCAAGGGAAAAUGAAAGAAAAUGUGAAUAAUGUGAAUACCUUGUGACCAAAUUCUAUUACUAUGUGACUGUUCAGUUUGUUUUGGUUUUGGUUGUGCCAUACAUUUGUUCACUAUGUAUUUAUUUAUUCGUUCAUCGGCUCCAAAUGUUUUCGAAAACGAAUCAAAAAGUUUUUCCUCUCCUUCUGGUCGUCAUUGAAAUAUUUGAUUUGAGAUAAAAGUUUUCAUCUUAUUUGUUUACUUCAAGUGCAUUCAUCUUCAACGGUGGUGGUGUUUGCAUUGGACCAAAUUCCAUUUGGUCAUAAUCAAUGUUGUCACCACUGUUUGAGUGAAAUUCCAUAGUCAUCACAAUACAAACAACACUUGAAUCGGAUGCUCAGAUUUUCCUCUCAUUCAAAUGAUGAAACCUUUUUUCAACUGUAAAUUUACUGUCAGUUUAAAUAUUUGAAUAGUCUCGCUUUCGCUCUUCAUCUAUUGAAUGGCCAAAAUUGGAGCCAAUCAAUUCAAUUCAAUUCCAUUCAAUUCCAUUCCGUUUCGGUUGCAACCAAUUUCAGCCCAGGUUAAUGGGCUCCAUAAAAGCAAUAAUAAAUUGCUUGUUUGCCAAAUUGCCGGCAAUUUGCCACAUAAAAAUGGUAAUAAAACAACAAAAACAUGUAAAUGAGAGGACAAUUCAUCACUUUGUGCUUUUGAUUCUGUUUUUUUUUCGCUUCAUCUUCAACACGCAUGGAGACCAACAAUCACAAAAUCAACGGCGACAAUAAAAAUGAUGGAAAAAACAACAUCAAUUCAAUCAACGUUUCAAAUUGCAAAGAAUAUUAUUAUAUUCACUUUCAAGUGGAAACAAUCACGACAAAAAUAAUCAAAAACAAGAUUAAACACAUAACAUCAUAGAUGAUUGUGGCCUGGUUCCAGAAUUAUUCAUCCAAGCAAAAAAUUGAACCAAACAUUGAAUGAUCGAGAUUCGUCGUUGACAACAAAAACAAUUUUUCAAACUAAACAAAACAAAAAACAAAAGAAAAGAAAAGAAAAGAAAAGAAAAAAUAUGCCCGAACAAAGCAAUGAUUAUCGUGUGGUUGUAUUUGGCGCCGGUGGUGUUGGCAAAUCAAGCCUUGUGUUACGGUUUGUGAAAGGAACAUUCCGUGAUGCCUACAUACCAACCAUUGAAGAUACAUAUCGUCAAGUGAUAUCGUGUAACAAGAACGUAUGCACACUACAAAUAACCGAUACGACCGGUUCACAUCAAUUUCCCGCUAUGCAACGUUUGAACAUAACCAAAGGACAUGCAUUCAUGCUUGUCUUUAGUGUUACAUCCAAACAAAGUCUAGAGGAAUUGAACCAUAUCUAUCGAGAAAUAUUCGACACCAAACAAAAUGAUAAUGACACAAUACCAUUAAUUUUGGUAGGCAAUAAAUGUGAUGAAGAAGGUCAACGAGAAGUGACCGCCGAUUAUGCUCAAGAAUAUUGUUCCAAAAUAUUAAAAGGAUGUGGUUAUAUUGAAACUUCGGCUAAAACUGGCCAUAAUGUACACGAAGCGUUUCAGGAAUUACUAUCGAUGGAUAAAACAAGAAACAUGUCGUUAAGAAUGGAUCUAAAAAAGACUAGGUCUCAGAUACGAAAGGAAAAACUUAAAGGCCAUUGCAUAAUGAUGUGAAUGGCAACAUUUGUGAGAAGAAAACGAAAAAUUGUGAUCAUUAUCAUCAUCAUACUCAGUCAUCCAGUCAUCAUUGUUCAAUUGAUCAUCAAAGAUUUUUGACACAUCAAACAAAUUAUAUUUCAGUUUUGUACAGUUUUCUUGGUUCCUUCAAUCAAUGGAUAUGGAAAUGGGUUUUUUUGCUGUCGAAUCAUCAUGUUUCACACUCCCACACACAAACACAUUCUCUCUCUCUCUCUCUCUCUCUCU
This is a messenger RNA of Dermatophagoides farinae (American house dust mite), 2413 nucleotides long. RefSeq names its product GTP-binding protein Di-Ras2. Gene Ontology annotation, molecular function: GTP binding; GTPase activity; G-protein beta-subunit binding. Lineage: Eukaryota; Metazoa; Arthropoda; Arachnida; Sarcoptiformes; Pyroglyphidae. Gene Ontology annotation, biological process: signal transduction. The record is from RefSeq and is a predicted model, not a curated record.